Molecule: messenger RNA, 1485 nt
Organism: Sorghum bicolor (sorghum)
Lineage: Eukaryota; Viridiplantae; Streptophyta; Magnoliopsida; Poales; Poaceae
Product: protein MIZU-KUSSEI 1
Exons: 2
Coding region: 401-1243 (280 amino acids)
Biological process (GO): hydrotropism
Source: RefSeq, a predicted model, not a curated record
CCCGGUCGGUCGGCCGGCCGGUGCGCCCCUGGCCCUGCCCUCGCGCAUCCGACCAUGCGGACAGCGCAUUUACGCAGACGCCGGCCGCUCGCCGGGCGUCCCCAGCGCCCGCACUGCCGCUUUGCCUAAAGCUCUCCUGAGUCGCGCCCGCGCAUGCGCCAGCGCCACCCUGACCCUGCUGCCUGCCAACCUCUUAAAAGCGUCUCGGCACUUCGGCUCCGCGUCCGCCAAGGCAACCCAUCGAAUACUCUCGCCGCGCGCGCGCGCUCGCCUGCCCUCGGAACCUCCCAUUAUUGCCAUCACGCGCCGCGCGCACGCCCGCACGCAAAGGGAGCUCGCUGAUCGAGCGAGCUCUAGAGCUAGCGAGCUUAUCCAUCCAUCCAUCCAUCCCAAUCCCAUCAUGGCGAGAGCCUUCCGCGCGGCCUCCCCGCUGCCCCUGCCGAGCUCGAGGAGCGGCGCCGCCACCGCGGUGACGAACGGCGGCGGGAGAGGGAACUUCCCGUGGCUAACGAAGAAGAGCUCGAGCAAGCCGGCGGCGCCGAGCGGGGGCAGCCAAGAGAGCAAGGGUGACGAGCCCGAGGGGGCGAACACCACCCCCGCCGCCGCCGCCACCGGGUCCGUCGAGCAGUCUCCGUCCCCGCCGUCGUCGUCGUCGAGGAAGCGCGCGGACGCGCUGGCGCGGCUGCGGGCGGCGUUCCUGGCGGCGAUCACGCACAGGCGCCGGCGCCGGCAGCUGGGGUCCUGCGUGACGGGCACCAUCUUCGGCCGGCGGCGCGGGCGCGUGCACGUCGCGCUGCAGACGGACCCGCGCUCCGCGCCCGUGCUGCUGGUGGAGAUGGCCGCCUACUCCACAGGCGCGCUCGUCAGGGAGAUGUCCUCGGGCCUCGUGCGCCUCGCGCUCGAGUGCGAGAAGACGCCGCUCGCCGCCGGGGAGAAGCGGCGGGGGUUGCUGGAGGAGCCAACGUGGCGCGCGUACUGCAACGGUCGCAAGUGCGGGUUCGCGGUGCGGCGGGAGUGCGGCGCGGACGAGUGGAGGGUGCUCGGCGCGGUCGAGCCGGUGUCCGUGGGCGCCGGCGUGCUCCCGGACGACGUCGCCGGCGCCGGAGCCGUGGAGGGCGACCUGAUGUACAUGCGGGCAAGGUUCGAGCGCGUGGUGGGCUCCAGGGACUCGGAGGCGUUCUACAUGAUGAACCCCGACGGCAGCGGCGGCCCCGAGCUCAGCAUCUACCUUCUACGAGUCUGACCGGCACCGGCGGACCUGGCCGGUGGAUCGGACAUGGCUGAGAAUGCUUCAGCUUUGCAAUUGGAUUCCGUCUUUGUAUGUAGUGUACGCAUGCAUGCAUAGUCUGGUUGGGCUUUUUGUGUAGUUGUGUUUUUUCACGUAAUUUGGAGAACGGGAUGGAUGGCUUGGCAAAGGUGUAUGUACAAUAUUACUGAUCACUUACAUGGUUAUUAAGGUUAAUUGCUGUGGGUGAUUGGUCUCUA